UUGGCGAUUGUAGUUGGCGUGCAGAUCACGAUAUGGAAAUAUCCCCGAAUUUCCUUGUGCCCGAUUAAUCAAGAAAACAUCCCAUAAUUGGAAAUGUUAAAGUUGAGGAUGCAAAAUAUAAAAACUUUCAUCUUUUGUAAAAGUACCUACUUAAAGAAAGGAAACUUAAUAACACUACUUAUAUCAGAGGAAAUAUUAAUCGCCAAAGCGACAAAUGGAUUUUAAACUUGAAUACUUUAUUAAAAAAACAUGUAGAGUUAUUCCUUUCAAUUUGAUGACCAAUUAUUCUGAAAAUCAUGGGAUUCUUCAAGAAAGCACUUUUCCAAAGGGGUUUCAGAAACUUCUCUCAGUUGCUAAUGUUGAAACUUCUCUAGAUUAUUUAAAUGUGUUUCUACAUGCAUGUGCUCUAGACGUUGGGUUCUUGCCAAAAAAUGUUGAUGAACAAGAUGUUUAUAACAGUAUGCCAGAAGGUUGGAAAAUGAUCGGUGUGUGGAAAUUUCAAUAUUACCAUAAAUCCUGUCCAGAGCAAUUUUGCUGGAUGACUUGUAUAUCUCUUUAUUCUUUUAUUACUAUCCAUGGUGCAGUAGAAAGUGGAAGCUCACAAAACAACAUUUACGUUAAACUAAAAACUACAGACUAUCUAAAUAGUAACUCUGAACCUAAAGCCGUAGAGGACUUCUUUAAGAACACAGAGAAACUUGAAAUAAAAUUUAAAGAUAGAUUUUGUUUCCCUUUGUUAGCUGCUCUCCAGGAAAAUGCUGGUUGUGCUCCGACCUUUGGAUUUUCUGCUGCUGUUGAUGAAGUGAAGAUGUACAUAUUGCAACUAUUACCGGUCCAAAAUGUUAUUGCUAUGUCCCUUGUAAAUAAAGAUUGUAAUCGAAUAGCUAACUCACCUUUCCUAUGGAAACAUCUACUCAUUAGGGAUUUCGGAUUGGUUGAUGAUCAAUCAGUAUCAUCUAAUGAAAAUUAUAAAGAGUUGUAUAAAACGGAAUUUGUCAAAUCAAAAAGAAGAACAAGAAUGGUAUUUCCUCCAGCAAGUCCUUCAUUCCGUAUUCCUAGUUUUCCACCCAGUUAUAUUGAUGUUAGAAGAGAUUUGGAUCCAGAUCUACAGCAAGCAUUUCCAUAUUUGCGUGACCGAUUUCGCCCCAAUGGAUUUUUUCCUCCAUAUGAUUUUAAUUGGUUUAUGUGAUACUGUGUCUACUUUAGAUGGAACUUUUCUUAUCACUGUAAAAAUUGUAUAUUUGUAUCAAAAGCUAAUAGAUUUUAUAUUACAGGCUA
Parasteatoda tepidariorum (common house spider) is the source of this 1278-nucleotide messenger RNA. RefSeq names its product F-box only protein 7. NCBI's taxonomy places the organism in Eukaryota, Metazoa, Arthropoda, Arachnida, Araneae, Theridiidae. Gene Ontology annotation, biological process: positive regulation of autophagy of mitochondrion. The record is from RefSeq and is a predicted model, not a curated record. Gene Ontology annotation, molecular function: protein kinase binding.